Molecule: messenger RNA, 5916 nt
Organism: Xyrichtys novacula (pearly razorfish)
Lineage: Eukaryota; Metazoa; Chordata; Actinopteri; Labriformes; Labridae
Source: the annotation of a GenBank genome assembly
GUUGCCCACCAUCGAGGAAGAAACCGGGAAGCUGCCCUCAUGUGUUCAUGUGUUUUUUAUGGACGAAGGAAAGCCUAUUUACCACUUCACAGAGGAGUUCAAAUAAAAGCUUUGUACGAACGAAUCAGCUCUCUAAAUAAGUAAGUAAAAACUGGAUACAUUCACGUCUGUCUGAAGUUGUCGUUACUCCUUUAAAGCUCUGUGUUUGUGGAUGUUUAGCCGUAAAUGUGUGUUAUUUUGAUCGCUGGUUGUUAGCCACAUGUAGCUUUCGUGGUCCUAUUUUACCAUGCGUAACUUUAAGAAACGAUUUAAACUCUUAGUUUAUAUUCCUGACUGUUAAACUAUGAGGUCGUGUGUGUCUGAGGAGACUAACCAGCAGGUCUGACCCUCUGCCGGGUUAUAUUUUCCCUUUUAUUGACUUUAUGUUACGCAACUUCGAAAAUACAGUGAAGUCAUUUGGUCUUUGGGCUCAAAAUGGAUCAAGUUUUUAUAAAGUUAUGAUGUUGAAUUAGAAAUGAUGAUCUCGGACACAAAAAGACGCUUUCAGAUUAGUACUCAGACCUUCAUCAUCACCGUCCCUGGUGUGUCUGCUUGUAGAUACAGACUUGUGUUAGGUUACACACAUACAAUUUUGGGUCUUGGUGUGUCUCACCUCCACAGGAUAAAGAUGUGAAUUACACACACACACACUCAUGGUCACACAGAGCUUUCUUAGAUCUUAACAUCUCCACUGAAGUAGAAACAAAUGACAGUUUAAUACGUCACUAACUCACCCUUUAAUUAUGUUCAUUCCUCAGAGUAGGUGUCCUGUCUUAAAGGGAUAUUCCGGUGUAAAAUUAAUUAAGAGUCAAACAAACCGUAACACGGAGUUAGACACCCCCUCCAGAGAUGAAUGUUGCAGACUUUAGUAACAACCGCAGGAUAGCAAUACAGAGACUCACACACUCAACCAAAACGCCACAAAUAAUGCUCAGAACAGCACCUAACUUCAUCAACAGGACAAAUAGGGUCCCAGUCGUAGUACUAGACACCAAACAUCUUUUUAACUUUGACUCAUUUCUUCCCCAAGACCUCAGGUCAGUCCAUUACAGACUACAGCGGGGUGUCGCAGCUCAAGGAACAACAUUUAUGAUCAUUUCUUUAUGAAAAUACAAUCAGACCGAGACGCUAAGACAGAAGAAUUACAGCGUCUGCAGUGCAGAAUGAUUAAUAUGGUGAUUAUUACUUAAAGGAAAUGAUAAAGUAAAAGUUUCAUGUGUUUAUCUGGUACUGGCCCCGACUCAGUACAUGUACAUGACAGACAGACAUCUCAACACUCGUGUCUCGUCCUCUGCCUCUUCAGCAACUUGGAGCUAAUUGUUUCAGCAGAACUUCAAAUUGUCCAACUGACAUCCGAAAAUAGGUUCUGAAGCGACCGUCAUCAUCACCAAUCCAGUUUCAACUCACCAAGUUCUCUUCUUUUUUUGUAAAACUGGACCCAUGUGUUACGUUUCUUUUUCCUUUGAGAAAGCAAAAUACAAAAAAAAUAAAUUUUGUCUUCUCGCUUCCACCCGGGACUAUGUAUGUGAUGACGUUUCCAGCUUUUCUAGCCAAUCAGAGGCAAAGGAGGCAGGACUUUCGCCGGGAAAAGUCUUCCCCGGGACGCGUCUUUUUCACCUCCGAAUAUUUCGUGAUUUCGCGUUCUAUAUUCGCGUCGGCCGCUUUAUUUUGAAUUUUUGACACCAGUGAAACAGUUGAAUGAUUAUUUUCUACUGACUUUUCCAGGAACCAUAUUUACCCCAAAAAAUACACGUCGCAUGUAAGUCAGAUUUUUAGAUUUAUUCCUAAAUUUGACAAAAAAUUGCGAUACUUACGUAAAUCGAUUUUUUUCUCCCACCCCUUUUGAUUACAGUUGUUGUUAAAUGUUCGUCUGCGAGUUUAAAAUAAUCGGAACCGUCUUCCUCUUCCUCCCUUCAGCUCACGAUGGCGACUUACACCUGCAUCAGCUGCCGGGUGGCUUUUGCAGACGGCGACAUUCAGCGAGCUCACUACAAAACCGACUGGCACCGCUACAACCUGAAGCGUAAGGUGGCCGACAUGCCGCCGGUCACCGCAGACAACUUUCAGGAGCGCGUCUUGGCGCAGCGAGCGGCCACAGAACAGCAGCUGAGCGACGCCGCCGCCACCGAGGGCUGCGCCGUCUGCAACAAGAAGUUCUCCAGCGCCAAUGCCUACCAGAACCACCUGCAGUCCCACAAACACCAGCAGGCGGAGAAGCAGGCCCUGCUGGCCGCCCAGAGGAGAGUGGAGAAGAUGAACGAGAAGAACCUGGAGAAAGGACUCGGGGACGAGAAGGUGGACCACGAUGCCAGGAACGAGGCUCUGCAGCAGGCCCUGAAAGAGCAGCAGAGGCCGAGCCCCGCCAAGCAAGGGAAGAUCCAGACGCCCCAGAGGACGGAGAAGCAGGAGAAACCGCCCAGAGUGAUGUGGCUGGAGGAGCAGGCCAAGAGGAGGGAGAAGGAGGAGGAGGGGGCCACAGCUGGGGAAGGUGAGGAGCAGAAAUAUGUAGAUGUUUACAAGAGUCACAAAUCGACAUAAUCCAGAUCAACAACUCUGAGUCAACUCUGUUUUUAUGACGUUUUCUAGAUGAUUGGGAGGACGUUGACGAGGAGGAUGAUGACGACGACGAGAUGGAGGAAGAAGAAGAAGAGGAAACGAUGGAUCAUGAGGAAGGAGGAGACUCAGCAGCUUCCUCUGACCCCCGCCCUGCAGCUCUGCCGGGCUCCAUCCCCGUCACAGACUGCCUGUUCUGCUCCCACCACUCCAGGACGCUCAUGAAGAACGUGACACACAUGACGCAAGUCCACGGCUUCUUCAUCCCUGACGUGGAGUUCCUCGUAGACCUCAGGGGCUUCAUCCGCUACCUCGGUGAGUUUGGUGUGUCAGUGUGAGGGUCCGGACUUUAAAAGGUGAAGUACGGUUCCAUUCUUACAGGAUUCCAGCUUCUCAACACAGGAACACAGGAGCUUUAAUGUCAUUUGGAGAUAUUCCCAUUUUUCAGUUUCUCCGUCUCGUUUUAAAACUUGUUGCUGGCAUCAAAGUAAAAAAAAAAAGACUCUUCUGAAGACAGGGUUACAAAUGAAGCCUAACGUUUUUCUUUCCUGGUGUUUCAGGAGAGAAAGUGGGAGCUGGGAACGUGUGUUUAUGGUGUAACGAGAAAGGACGGUCGUUUUAUUCAGCUGAAGCGGUUCAGAGUCACAUGACGGACAAAGGUCACUGUAAACUCUUCACGGAGGGAGACGCCGCUCUGGAGUUCGCCGAUUUUUACGACUUCAGGUACAAAAAUGAGUUUUUCAUUCGUCACUGUUUUUUGUAACGAGUUAAAAGUUUCUGCUUUAGAUGGAAAUAAAUGAUCUGUAAAUGACUUUCUGCUUCAGGAGCAGCUACCCGGACCGGAAAGAGGGAGAGGACGCUGACGCAGACGUGGAUGAAGACAAGCUGCCGGACGAUAAGACUCUGGAGUACGAUGAUGAAACGAUGGAGCUGACUCUUCCUUCAGGUGACUCUUCUUUGAAAUAAUUGAAAUGACAGAUUUAAAGAGGCUGAUGUGUUGAUUUUCCAUCUCAGGUUUGGUUCGAAUUGUUCCUCGUUGUGGUUUUAUAGCUUUAACUUCACACGCUCAGAUCUGAACUCUACUUCCAAUCCAGGUGACCAAACGCUGACCAAAGUGCUGUACAGUAAAAAUUAUACAAACAACAAUAACAGACAAUGAACACGAACAAUAAAACAAAGACAGAGACACACUUUAAAAACAGGGGGACAUGGAUGGUUCAGUAAGAACAUGAUAAAAAGGCCGAGUUCUCAGGAGUUAAAAGCAGAGGAGUAAAAGUGCGUUUUGGGGACAGUCGGACGUGAAGAGGAGGAGCUUUUCAGAGUUUAGGCGCAGUAAUGGAAAAAGACCGGUCACCUCUGAACUUUAAUCUUGACCUACAGACAGUCAGAAGGUGCCGGUCAGAGGAUCUGAGAGUCUGAGAUGAAAUAAAGAGUUUAAAAAGGUCAGAGAGAUAAAAAGGAGCAAGCCCUGGUAGGGAGGGGUAGAGUUUACAUUCAAGAUUCCUCCCUCAGAUCCUGACUACCCUACCUUUAAGAGAGGUUUGACUGGCCCCCAAAAUUAAGUGCAAUAAUCAGGAUGAGUUGUGAUAAACAGCGUGCAUAAUCUUCUCAAAAUCACUGAAAGAUUAAAAAGACUUACUUUGUGUGUUUUUUCGUAGGAGCGAAGAUCGGCCACCGCUCCCUCAUGAGGUACUACAAACAGCGAUUCGGGACCCAGAGAACCGUGGCCUUGAGCCACAACAGGAACGCCGUCGGCAGGGUCCUCCGUCAGUACAGAGCUCUGGGCUGGGGGGGCGAUGGAGGUAAGAAUCACAGAGGAGCUCAGACGGACUUACAGUCUUAUUUUCAGGUUAUUCUGAACGUCUCAGUCAGUUUUAGUUUUUAGUUUUCGUCUGACUAAUGUAACUUUCAGCGCACAGAAAUGAAUGACGCUGCACUCAGGGACUCUUAAAGUUUUAAAGCGGUUUAAAGCUGCUGCUCCUGACCGACUCUGAACCUCCUCGAUCCAGGACCGUAAAUACUGAACAUGUUUAAUCUUCAUAAUGAGUAAAAAGUUCUGACUCUGCUGUAAAUAUCUUGCAAACCCAGAGUGAAUUUGUAUUCUCCGUGGGCUCCAGCUCCACCAGAAGAUAAGAAAUGUUAUUAAAUGAAACUCCGGAUUCGAUCCUCUUCCUGCGGAGCCCGUGACCCCGCUGUAGCACCUUUUGUUCGCUUUGAUUUAUUGUGUUUACUCUGAAGAGGUUUGCGGCGAGGAGAAUCUCACAGCUGUUGUCAGUUUUGGGCGCCGAUGGAGCUCCAUUUUUCAGCCGUGUUGUUUCUUCGCGGUGUUUGGAGGAUUAAAUGUGAACUUUUUCUUCCACUCUGUUUUGUAGAGAUGACGUGUUUUUGGCAGUUUCGGGAUUAUUGAUAAAGCUGUUUCUUGUUGUUGCUCUCAGGAGUCAAAUUUCAUUUCAGGGCGGCUGUAACCGCUUCUAACAAGAUGUCAGGGCUGCCGGUUUGAAAUCCUCAGACAAACUCAAGAUGUCGAGCUCCUUCUUGUGCUCGUUUGUGGUCAUUUCUGCUCCUGAACCACAUUAACACUCACUCUGCAUCUCCUCCCGCCCCUCUUUUUCUCUCUCAGGAUGCGGCUCCUUCCACCAGAAGCAGAAAGACAUGCAGUACGUCCAGAUGAUGAAGUCCAAGUGGGUGCUGAAGAUGGGCAUGAGCCACAACGCCACCAAGCAGAAGCACUUCAGAGCUCAAGUCAUGUUCUAAACUCAAACCCGAGGAACCGAAACAUGAACUGAUGGACCCGGAAAAUAUCUGAACUUUAUCAGCCGAUCAGAAAUCACACUCAGCUGUGAACGCUGUGAGAAAGUGGAGGUCAGGAGUCUGCAGCAGAAACUGUAAAGAGGACUUCUUCCGAGUCUUUUAUUUGUCGUAUUUUCGUGUUGAAGGUCCACUUUAAGUUGAAAUGGUCUGAAAAACUCAAAUCGAUCUCUGUGAAUCUACAUUAAAUAAGAAGGAUUUUAACUCAUAUCCGUAAAAGAGCAUCUUCAACGAUUUCAUGCUUCAAGUACAUUCAAUAAAUAGAAUAAACAUAUUUAUUUGGAAUGCCACAGUUCUUUUUUUAAACCUGUUUUAUCAGUUGUUGUUAAAAAUUAUUAUAAAAUCUGUAAAAUCAGAUAAUCUGGUCGGUUUAUUCUCGUUUGAAUCUCCUGAUCACAGCUGCGGUAAAGAUCCCAGCAGAGAGGCUCAGACUGGAAACACACCUGUCCCACAACCAUCCAGUAUAGGAACAGCUUGUGAGGGUAUUCUCAAUAAAUCAAAUAAUUUGAUCUUUUA